AUGGAUCUGCGUCCGCCAGUGGGUGGUCAGAAGACAUCUAUCGUUGUUGUCACCUUAGACUCUGGUGAGGUUUAUGUCAUUGCGAGUCUGUUCUCUAAGGCUGACACUCAGGUUAUCUAUGUCGAUCCUACGACCGGUAUACUGCAGUACAAUGGGAAGUCUGGUGUUGAUAAUUUUAAGUCAGAGCGUGAAGCCGUAGAUUAUAUCACGAAUGGAUCAAGAGGGAUUUGUAGAAGCUCAGUUUAUGGCAGGGCAAUACUUGGUUAUGCUGUCUUGGGGAGCUUUGGGAUGCUUCUAGUUGCGACCAAGCUAAAUCCAAGUAUUCCGGAUUUGCCUGGUGGAGGAUGUGUUUAUACAGUGGCUGAGAGUCAAUGGGUUAAAAUACCACUUCACAAUCCACAGCCUCAAGGGAAAGGUGAAAUUAAGAAUAUUCAGGAGUUGACAGAGCUUGACAUCGACGGGAAGCACUACUUCUGUGAUACUCGAGACAUCACCCGACCCUUUCCAAGCCGCAUGCCAGUGCAAACCCCUGAUGAUGAAUUUGUUUGGAAUAGAUGGUUGUCCGUGCCUUUUAAGAACAUUGGGCUGCCUGGCCACUGUGUCGUUCUUCUCCAGGGGUUUGCAGAAUAUAGACCUUUUGGGAGUUCAGGUCAAGUAGAAGGGAUUGUUGCUCUAAUGGCCCGUCGUAGCAGACUGCAUCCAGGGACUCGUUACUUAGCUAGGGGCAUAAAUUCAUGUUCUGGCACAGGUAACGAAGUUGAGUGUGAGCAGCUUGUAUGGAUACCUAAAAAGCAUGGUCAGAGCAUUGCUUUUAACUCAUACAUUUGGCGACGUGGCACCAUACCAAUAUGGUGGGGUGCAGAAUUGAAAAUGACCGCGGCAGAAGCAGAAAUUUAUGUGGCAGAGAGGGAUCCGUAUAAAGGAAGCACAGAGUAUUACCAAAGGUUAAGCAAGCGAUAUGAUACUAGGAAUCUAGAUGCAACGGUUGGGGAAAAUCAGAAGAAAAAGGCUUUUGUUCCUAUUGUGUGCAUUAACUUGUUAAGAAAUGCAGAAGGGAAAUCAGAAUCUAUCUUAGUUGAACAUUUUGAAGAAUCGAUGAACUUCAUCAAAUCCAGUGGAAAGCUGCCUUCUACUCGUGUUCACUUAAUAAAUUAUGAUUGGCAUGCCAGUGUCAAAUUAAAGGGGGAACAGCAAACAAUUGAAGGAUUAUGGAUGUAUCUAAAAUCUCCCACUAUGGCAAUAGGAAUCUCUGAAGGUGACUAUUUGCCUUCAAGACAAAGACUGAAAGAUUGCAGAGGUGAGGUCAUCUGUAUUGAUGACGUUGAAGGGGCCUUCUGUUUGAGAUCGCAUCAAAAUGGGGUGAUACGCUUCAACUGCGCUGAUUCUUUGGAUCGAACAAAUGCCGCUAGUUUCUUUGGUGGUCUUCAAGUGUUUGUAGAGCAAUGUAGAAGGCUGGGAAUAUCACUUGAUACUGAUCUUGGAUAUGGUUAUAAUUCUGUUAAUAGCCAAGGCGGAUAUAAUGCUCCUCUUCCACCCGGAUGGGAAAAAAGAGCUGAUGCAGUCACUGGAAAAUCGUAUUAUAUAGAUCACAAUACUAAGACAACAACAUGGAGUCAUCCAUGUCCUGAUAAACCAUGGAAGAGACUUGACAUGAGGUUUGAGGAGUUUAAGAGAUCAACAAUCUUAUCUCCUGUGUCUGAGCUCGCAGAUCUCUUUCUGCAACAAGGUGAUAUCCAUGCAACCCUCUAUACUGGCUCAAAAGCUAUGCACAGCCAAGUUCUCAAUAUCUUCAGUGAAGAAUCAGGAGCGUUUAAACAGUUUUCUGCAGCACAGAAAAACUUGAAAAUUACCGUACAGAGAAGAUAUAAAAAUGCAAUGGUUGAUAGUUCACGGCAAAAGCAGUUGGAGAUGUUUCUGGGAAUGAGGCUUUUCAAGCAUCUUCCAUCAAUUCCUGUACAGCCUUUACAUGUUCUUUCUCGACCAUGUGGUUUCUUUCUCAAACCUGUACCUAGUAUGUCCGAAAGUUCCAGUGAUGGGUCUAGUCUGCUGAGUAUCAAGAGGAAGGACAUAACUUGGUUAUGUCCACAAGCUGCAGAUAUUGUGGAAUUAUUUAUCUAUCUCAGUGAGCCUUGCCAUGUAUGCCAACUUCUACUGACCAUAUCCCACGGUGCGGAUGAUGUGACAUGUCCAUCCACUGUGGACGUGAGAACUGGGCGCCACAUAGAGGACCUUAAAUUAGUUGUUGAGGGUGCUUCGAUACCGCGCUGUGCAAAUGGUACAAAUCUUCUGAUACCCUUACCAGGGCCAAUUAGUGCUGAGGAUAUGGCUGUUACUGGAGCUGGUGCACGUCUUCAUGAAAAAGAUACGUCAAGUCUUUCACUGCUGUAUGAUUUUGAAGAACUAGAAGGACAAUUGGAUUUCUUGACCCGUGUAGUUGCUGUUACAUUUUAUCCAGCUGGUUCUGUUAGAAUUCCUAUGACUCUUGGUCAGAUAGAAGUCCUCGGAAUUUCUCUUCCAUGGAAAGGAAUGUUUAGUUGUGAACGUACUGGGGGAAGAUUAGCUGAAGUUGCAAGGAAAACAGAUGAAGAUGAAAUUCCUUUUUCAUCUUCUUCUGACUCGAAUCCGUUUGCUGCAAAAUCUUUACAGACUGAAACUGUGUCCACACCGGUACAACAGAAAGAUCCUUUUCCCAGUAAUCUGAUUGACCUUUUGACAGGAGAGGACUCUUCUUCUGACUCCUUCCCACAACCAGCGGUGGAAGGUAUCACAAGUGUAGGCAGUGACAUGCUUGAUUUCUUAGACCAACCAGUUGUUGAAUAUAGUGGCUCUGAAACUGUCCCUGGCGGGUCUUUCUCACAAGAUAAAAGUCCUAGAGAAAGUGGCUCUCAUCUGUACUUAAAUUGUCUGAAGUCCCUUGUGGGUCCAAACAUGGGAAGGAAGCUUGAGUUUGUAGAAGCUAUGAAGCUUGAAAUUGAACGUCUACGUCUAAAUAUUUCUGCAGCGGAAAGAGAUAGGGCACUUUUAUCACCUGGAAUUGAUCCUGCCACUAUUAAUCCAAACUCUGCGCACGACGAAUUAUAUAUUGGAAGAUUGUGCAGAAUAGCAAAUGCACUUGCAGUUCUGGGCCAGGCUUCUCUUGAAGAUAAAAUUAUAGGUUCUAUUGGUCUAGGGAAGCUGGAAAAUAAUUUGAUAGAUUUCUGGAACAUUACCGGAAUUGGUGAGGGUUGUGGUGGUGGAAUGUGCCAAGUCCGAGCCGAGGUCAAUAAAAGUCCAGUUGGAUCCUCUGCCAAGAGUUUGGGAGGAGAGUUGGGCUCAAUGUUCUUGUGUUUCCAAUGUAUGAAAAAAGCUUGCAAGUUUUGUUGUGCCGGAAGAGGAGCUCUUCUGCUUUCAAAAGCCUACUCCAGGGACAGUGCGAAUGGCGGUGCAAGUCUUGCAGAUGUCUCUGCUACUUCAAUAGGUGGUUCAGAUCAGUACAUGUGUAAAAAAUGCUGCAACACGAUAGUACUUGAAGCCUUGAUUGUAGAUUAUGUUAGGGUCUUGGUCAGCUUGCGAAGAAGUGGCCGUGUUGAUAGUGCUGGUCGGGAAGCUCUGAAUGAGGUAUUUGGAUCUAACAUUACGAAUCAUCUUGCUGUUAAAGGUCAGCCUUCUACUAAUCAAGAAGACUUUAAUUUCCUUCGUCAAAUUCUUGGUCAAGAGGAAUCACUUGCUGAGUUCCCAUAUGCAAGCUUCUUACAUAAGGUCGAAACUGGGACUGCUUCAGCACCAUUUUUGUCAUUGCUCACCCCUCUCAAUCUUGCUUCAAGUAAUUCCCACUGGAAAGCUCCUCCGUCUUCAGACUCUGUUGAAGCCGUCAUCAUUCUCAAUAACCUUUCAGAUGUCAACAGUGUGAUUCUACUCGUUAGUCCAUGUGGUUACUCUGAUGCUGAUGCUCCUACCGUCCAAAUUUGGGCAAGCAACGACAUAAAUAAGGAAGCACGGACAUUGGUGGGGAAGUGGGAUGUACAGUCCUUAAUUAGAUCUUCGCCUGAGCUCUACGGUCCAGAAAAAUCUGGUAGAGCACCUAGGCAUAUAAAAUUUGCUUUCAAGAAUCGUGUUCGUUGCCGCAUUAUAUGGGUAACACUGCGUCUUCCUCGGCUUGGAUCUAGCUCAGUUAGUCUUGACAGAAACAUUAAUCUCUUGUCUUUGGAUGAGAACCCUUUUGCUCCGAUCCCUCGGCGUGCCUCUUUUGGAGCAACCAUUGAUAGUGAACCAUGUCUUCAUGCAAAACGCAUCUUGGUCAGCGGAAACACCGUGAAGGACAAAACACUUGCAUCAUUACAAAGUGUUGAGAGCAUGAGCGUAAGAAACUGGCUGGACAGAGCCCCACGUUUCAAUAGAUACCUGAUACCACUUGAGGUUGAGAGACCGAUGAACAAUGAUCUAGUUCUGGAACUUUAUCUGCAACCUGGUUCACCUUUAGCUGCUGGAUUUCGCUUAGAUGCUUUUAACGCCAUAAAGCCUCGAGUAACUCACUCGCCUUCUUCAGAUGUAGUAGACAUUUGGGACCCGACGAGUAUCAUAAUGGAAGAUAGACACGUCUCGCCAGCCGUCUUGUAUAUACAAGUAUCUGUUCUUCAGGAACAAUACAAAAUGGUGACAAUCGCGGAAUACAGAUUGCCUGAGGCGAGAGUAGGAACACAGAUGUUUUUCGACUUCCCUAAACAGAUUCAAGCACAAAGAGUUUCGUUUAAGCUACUUGGAGAUGUUGCAGCUUUCGUGGAUGAUCCUGCAGAAACUGAUGAUUUGAGCGGUCGGGCUUCUCCUUUUGCUGCAGGACUGUCUUUAGUAAACAGGAUCAAGCUAUAUUACUAUGCCGAUCCUUAUGAGGUAGGCAAAUGGGCUUCUCGUGUGUGA
Molecule: messenger RNA, 4893 nt
Organism: Arabis nemorensis
Lineage: Eukaryota; Viridiplantae; Streptophyta; Magnoliopsida; Brassicales; Brassicaceae
Source: the annotation of a GenBank genome assembly